CAGGAACCCAUCAACGUGCGCCCGGCUUCGCAGCAGCGCCAUUCGAGCAACCACAUGGCCGGCAGCCUCCCCAAGGCGCGCCCGCACGCGCACUCGCUGUCCGUCGGCAGCAUCAACCCGGCGCACCGCGUCACCCGCCGCAAGAGUAUGAGCACGACGGCCGGCAGCAACGUCGCCGCCAUGGCCGCGGUUGCAAAGGGCAUCGCGGGCGCGCCGCUGGCCGAGCAGCCCCACCAUAACCCAGCACGCCGGCCGAGCAAGCCGGCGACGCAGUUCCGCGGGCCCAGCUUGGUGCACGCGCAGUCCAUGGCCGCCAGCAUGCCGCACGGCGGCUCGCCCUUCGGCAGCUACAGCGCCGCCAAGAGCGAAGCCGUGCAGGACGGGCCGCCGCUGGCCUCGCUGCCGGAGAGCGAGCAGGGCAGCUCCAAGUCGCGCGUGCGCCGUGCGAGUGAAGGCGCCUCUCGCCUGGCCAAGGGCGAGGGCAAGCGCGCCAGUGGUAGCGACUUGAGAUGUGAAAAAUGUGGGAAAGGAUACAAGCACAGCAGCUGUCUGACCAAGCACCUUUGGGAGCACACUCCGGAAUGGCAGUACACCUCCAAGCUGCUCAUCUCCAAGCACCAGCAGGUCCAGCUGCUUGAGGCUGCCUCGGUCCUCGUCGCCAUGAACAAGACGAGCGACGACAGCGACGACUCGGCCUCGCCGCCCGCCUCCGGCUCGUCUGAUCUGCGCGACGGGCUGAGCUCCACAGAAACUACCCCGCCCCCACAGACGGAUGAUCAUGCCGUGGGCUCUUACUCCUCGCACUCGCACUUUGGCCGCCGCUCCAUCAAGCGCUACUCGGCCAACAGCUCCGCCUACAGCCAGUCGUACCAGUCUGCCGUCUUCUCUGACAACGGCAACGGCCACUACCGCCACUGGAGCAACGUGUCUGACCGGCCCACCACCUCGGGCACCUCGGGCACCUCGGGCACCUCCGUUGCAGGCUCGUACCCCGACGACGGCAACACCGAUCAGGAUAUGGCUGCCGCUGUUGGCCUGCUGAGCUGCUCGUACGGCACACCCAAGUCGGGUGCUAUGAACCUGCCGGCAGACGUGCCCCCCGUCCCGCCGCUGCCUGCCAAGUUCAUGGACUUCAACAACGCCCGCACCCUUUCUGGCAACACAACGGUGACGCCGCAGCAGAGCAGCAUGCGCAACAGCUACCGCUACCACGAGAGCAAGGACAUCGACAUGGACGACGACCACUUUGCCGACGAGGAGGACUACCGCCAGUCGAACUCUCGCAGCCGCGGCCGCGCAGACGAAGACGACGAUGCCUUCUUCGGGAGGAUGGAGGAGUAG
Messenger RNA from Didymella exigua CBS 183.55, 1341 nucleotides. RefSeq lists its product as uncharacterized. Lineage: Eukaryota; Fungi; Ascomycota; Dothideomycetes; Pleosporales; Didymellaceae. The annotation marks the transcript as partial. The transcript has 2 exons. The record is from RefSeq and is a predicted model, not a curated record.